AUGCACAACUCCUUCCACAGCGACCGUCUGCCUCUCCUCCAAUCGCCCAAAGAUGAGGUUAUCGUCGAUACGAGAGAAAUGGCAAUGGAAUGGCCGUGCGCGGCGUGUGCCACGUUUCUCGGCAUCGCCCACCUUUUCUUGGGCCUAGGGCUUCUGUCAUUCGACGUGGCGACGAAUGAAACGUCCGAGACGGCUUUUGCCUCGACCGCCGCGUUGGCCUACAUCAUCUGCGCGAUUCUGUCGUUUAUUGCGGCCAGACGUCUCGACCGUUGUGCCCAGCUGCUCCUGUUCGCCUUCGCCGCCUUCUCAGCCCUCACCUCCCUGUCGAUCUUCCUAGAAGCAGCAGUGGUCUUGAACCGCCUUUGCGCCCACGGCUGCGACCAGAAGGAAAACUUUGUGCACACGACGCUGAUUUGUAUAGCGUUGACGGAAUUUGUCGUCAGCGCCAUCUCGAUGAUCGUCUGCUACCGGUCGUUGCGCAACGCGUUCGGGCUCAACACGGUCGCGUCGCCUUACAGCACGCUGAUCGUCGGCGACUACACGACCCUCGAGCGACAGCCCCGGCCACUACGCGACCAGCGAGCCAAAAGCUUGUUA
This is a messenger RNA of Mesorhabditis spiculigera, 597 nucleotides long. NCBI's taxonomy places the organism in Eukaryota, Metazoa, Nematoda, Chromadorea, Rhabditida, Rhabditidae. The record is from the annotation of a GenBank genome assembly.